AUGAGCUCCCAGCAAUUCCCCCGACACGGUCUGCCUGCCUCCAGCGGGGGAACACCUCAGAUCCCUGCAGCUGGAAACCUGGUGUCUGUCCCUCAGCCCCCCGCUGCUUCAGCCAGUGCAGAUCCGGAGAGUACUCGGGAUGCUGACGGUCAGCCGGAGCAUCCUCCUCCUCCUCCGCCUCCACCUCCUGGUGGUGGUGGUGGAGGUGGAGGGACCAUGGCCUUCAGAGAUGACAAGCAGGAGACCAUGGUGGUCAGGCCGUACCCACAGGUGCAGACACACGGGCAGCCACCGGCCACCCCUCAAACUGUGCCAAUCCAGCCAGGGACACCUGUGACUGUACCCGCUCCGUCAGUCCACCUCCCACCAGGCCAGCCCACAGUCCUCCCUGAGGGACAGAUGAAGGCGGUCCUAAAGUCAUCGAUGCCGAGUCGACAUAUUGCUCCAGCACCAGCCUCCAACCAGGCUCACCUCCCCACCCCACCCAAGGUGCCUAGUCACAUCACUGUCACCAUAGAGAGCAGUAUUGCCCCAACACCAUCUAUCCCUGUGGCAACCAUCAGUGGUCAGCAGGGUCAUUCUAGCAACUUGCACCACCUGCUGCCAGCGAACAUUCAUAUCAUUCGGGGCAGCGCCCCUGCACUGCAGAUUGGGACCCCUGCAGUCCCUCCCCAGACCUUCACGUCUCAUUUACCGCGAGGUGCUGCCGCAGCAGCUGUCAUGUCCAGCACGAAGUCUGUCCUGCGGCCAGCCACAGGGGCAAGUGCAGGCCCGGGGCAGCCCACGGUGCAGCACAUCAUCCACCAGACCCUCCAGUCUCGUCCUGCACUGACAACCUCCACAACCGUGCUGCCGACGGUGGUGGCUCCCAUCUCGGCAACAAGAACCCAGUCCCCGGUCAUCAGUCCCACUGUCACACACUCUGCAGAGGUGGCUCAUGGACGUCCUGGGUUGACCAUUCAUCCUUCCGCCACUGUCAGCAUCCAGAGACCUCAGGCGUCUCGUGACACUGGCACCCGGAUCACUCUGCCGUCAAACCCUGCCAUUGGAGCUGGAAAGCCUCAGCCUUCACACACCAUGGCACAGAAGCCAAUUUUCAGCCCUGUGACACCAGUAGCUGCUGCAACUGUGGCACCAAUCGUUGCUACCAACACUGUGCCGUCUACAACCACAAUAGGCACCGUGCCGCAUACGCAAAUGACCAGCAGCACAAUUGUCACGAUGACGAUGGCGUCCCACUCGUCACAUGCUACAGCAGUAACAACCUCGGCCAUCCCUGUUGCUAAAGUCGUCCCGCAGCCCAUCGCCCAUUCUUCGUCCCGUGUGCAGUCCGAGUACCCAGGAGAGAGAGCCAAUCUCAUCCCCAUCCCGGCCCACAGGUCCUCCCCUAACCCCGUCACCAUGGAGGCCAGAAGUGACAACAGGUCUUCUGUGCCAGUACAGUUCCAGUAUUUCCUCCCGGCUUACUCCUCUUCAUACCCCUUGACCCAUACCUAUACUCCCAUCAGCAGCUCUGUAUCUACUAUCCGCCAGUAUCCUGUGACUCCUCAAGCUCCAAGCUCAGGCUUGCCCACUCAGGCCGGAGUGGGCGUAGCGACAACUGUCCAUCUGAACCACAUGCAGCUGAUGGCGGUGGAUAGAAUUGGACUGCCGUCCGCUCAGAUCAGCACCCAGGGCAUCCAGCCAGCACCCAUCGCUGCACAAGGCAUUCAGCCCGCCCCCAUCGGAGUCCAGGGCCUGCACACAUCUGCGCCGAUCACCACGCAGGGGAUACAGCAGACCCCGAUAGUCACGCAGCAGCAGCAGCCGCAAGCCGAAGCCAAACCUGGAGUUGUUUUGACUGAUGGUUUUGUAGCGAGCCCCAUCAGCAGCACGUUCAGCACGACGCAGCCUGUAGCCACCAUGGUCCAGGCGCACGCCCAGGGCGGCGUGGGAGCCCCCACACUGGUCUCCUCCUCCAGACCCAGCAUCCUCCGCAAGAAGCCUGCCAAUGAAGGAUGUGUUCGUAAGAACCUGAUCCCCGCGCAGCCCAGUGAGCCCAGCAGCGGCAGGAUGGAGAGCGGUGUGAGAGGAGCCGGAUCUCCCCGGCCUGCGAGCGUGAAGCCGAAGGCGGAGGUGCACGUGGCGGUGGCUCCUUCCGUCAUGGCCGCCGUGGAGGCGCUGCCUUCUCAGGGAGGAGAGCAGCAAGGCGUGUCUUCGAACAGCCAGCACCUCGCUCAGGCCAUCCCCUCCCUGCUGGCCACGCCGGGGCCCGUCCCGCCCUCGCAGCCCUCCACCGUCCUGUCCUCGCUGCCGGCGGCCAUGGCCGUCACGCCGCCCGUUCCCGCCUCCAUGGCCAACACCGUGGCCUCCCCGACGCAGCCGGCGGCCAGCAGCACCGCCGCCGGCUCCGCCUGUCCGGAUGUGAAAAUUAAGCAGGAGGCCGAGUCCAUGGACACCUCUCAGCCAGACCCCAACGCCAGCCUGUCGGCGGCGCCGACACUCGCCGCCCAGACCGCGCUGGCGGCCCCCGCCCCGGGAGAUCUCAUCCCGGGAGCGUCUCCCAGGAAGAAGCCCCGCAAGCAGCAGCACGUCAUUUCCACCGAGGAGUCGGAGAUGGUGGAGACCAACAGCACGGACGAGGAGAAGGCGCCCGGCAGGCCCAUCACUGGCAGGGCGGAGCGCCGCGACUCUCCGCCCAGGGAGUAUGUCGAUGAGGAAGGCGUGCGCUACGUGCCGGUCAGGCCCCGCCCUCCGGUUACUCUGCUGCGACACUACCGGAACCCCUGGAAGGCUGCGUACCACCACUUCCAGAGAUACAGUGACAUUCGGGUCAAAGAGGAGAAGAAGGGCACCCUGCAGGAUAUGGCCAAUCAGAGAGGAGUGGCCUGCAGAGCGCAGGGCUGGAAGAUCCACCUGUGUGCUGCACAGCUCAGACAGCUGUCGUCUUUGGAGCAUGACGUUUACAGCCGCCUCUCCACCCUCCAAGAGGGCCUGAUCCCCAAGAAGAGGGCCGGCGCCGACGACGACCUUCACCGCAUCAACGAGCUCAUUCAGGGUAACAUGCAGCGCUGCAAGCUGGUGAUGGACCAGGUGACGGAGGCCCGGGACUCCAUGAUGAAGGUGCUGGACCACAAGGAGAAGGUGCUGAAGCUGCUCAACAAGAACGGCGCCAUCAAGAAGUCCUCCAAGCUGAAGCGCAAGGAGCGCGCGUAGAGCGCGGCGCCCGCCGCCUCUGCCCAGUAACCACUUCCCCGUCUCCGCCCGGAGGGGCGAAUAGGAGCUCAGACUUUUGGUGCUACGUUUUUGCUGCAUACAAUCGCACGCGCCCUGCGGCCCGCCGCGAGGGGAGCUGUGGAGACGAGACGGGAGGAACUCCGAGAAGCAGAAAGGCCCAUUAGGAAAAGUUUCCCAUUCAAGACGCGACGCCCGGCGCCGCACGCCGUGUUAUUGUGGCAUACUGGAAGGCCUUUCAUCGUCCUGUUCCCCCCCAUCCUGUUUUGUUUUUUUUUUUUUCUUUUACUUUUUUUGAACCCAAGACCAUUUCUACUAACUUAGUUCCUGCCUCUUCUAUAAAGACAAUUUGAAGCUGUGUAUCUUUAACGUACUCGUGUGAUUUUACCUGAAGACGGCGUCCUGAGUCCGACGCCCACAAGACGUCUGAGUUGAGGCGAAGGACCGGCAGACUGAAACCAACAGCGGAGUGUGUGUAUACGGGCUAGUCUGUUACGCUCUCUUCAUCGGUUUGUGCCUUCAUUUUGUCAGUCAGUGUACAUGAUUCCGACAGGGACCCGGGAGAAGAUUUUGCACAUGUUGGCAAAAUGCACGUACUAUAUAGAAAACCUUAUUUCACAUAUUACCCUCCCAAAAUAACUCCUGAAAUAGGCAAAGUAGAGAGGAUUUAUAAUCAAGCAACGCUAUGACUAAGUAAUAAGUAGUCCUUUAGAUCUGAAAACAAACGACGUGUCAUCUUUAAGUUAAAGACCCACACGAGGGUCCUCAAACGGAUGUCUAGACAAACAUGACUGCAUUUUAAUUCGACUUGGACAGAAGGAGCAGAGCUCAGAAUGAAACCACAGGGAGCAAUCUCUCCUCGUGUGAUCAUAGUGCCGAAUUAUGUUUCAGUGAUUCAUGUAAAUGUGCAUUUGGAUUUCAAGUUUUGUACUGGAGAAGAAGAUUUUGUGCUGUGCGACGCAUCAUGCUGCAGUGUUACCGGCAAUGUGAGCCUGAGGCAACUAGUCACUGUACAUUGUUUUUGUCUGUGUAAUUAUAGUAAAGCAACAUAAA
Messenger RNA from Salarias fasciatus (jewelled blenny), 4266 nucleotides. It is a transcript of the gene sap130a, whose product is annotated as Sin3A-associated protein a. NCBI's taxonomy places the organism in Eukaryota, Metazoa, Chordata, Actinopteri, Blenniiformes, Blenniidae. The record is from RefSeq and is a predicted model, not a curated record. The coding region runs from base 1 to 3195 and encodes 1064 amino acids. Gene Ontology annotation, biological process: negative regulation of transcription by RNA polymerase II. Gene Ontology annotation, cellular component: Sin3-type complex. The transcript has 20 exons.